AUGCCUCCGAAGUGUUUAACUCUAUUUGAGAAAGCGAAUAUAUUAGACGAACACAAAAAAGGUCUAAGUGUAACUGCUUUGUCUGUGAAAUAUGGCGUAGCAAAAUCAACGAUUUGUUCCAUAAAGAAGAAGGCUGAAAAAAUAAAGGACUCUGUCAAUAAAACCUUGAAACCUAGCAAGAAGCGAACGUUGAGAAGACCGGAAAAUCCAAAAAUGGAAAGAAAAUUAUACAAAUGGUUCCUAAAUCAGAGGAAACAUAAUGUUCCUGUCACAGGAGAUAUGAUUAAACACAUGGCAUCAAAAUUACAUGAAGAAUUUAAAGAAACCAAUAAUUUCAAUGCCAGUGAUGGUUGGCUACAGCGAUUUAAAAUUCGACAUGGCGUUAGAUUUUUAAAAAUUACUGGCGAAAAGCUAUCAUCGCAGCCAGAAUUAGUCGAUCCUUUCAAGCAGAAGCUGAAGAAUUUAAUUCAAGAACAUCACCUAAGUAACCAUCAAAUAUACAAUGCAGAUGAAACAGGCCUUUUUUGGAAACUUCUCCCUGACAAAACAUUUGUUGCCCUUUCUGAAAAAGCAGCUCCUGGAUUGAAGAUGGCUAAGCAACGUAUUACUUUAUUGGGGUAA
Harmonia axyridis is the source of this 621-nucleotide messenger RNA. Its product is annotated as jerky protein homolog. Gene Ontology annotation, molecular function: DNA binding. Bases 1 to 621 code for a protein of 206 amino acids. The record is from RefSeq and is a predicted model, not a curated record. The transcript has 2 exons. Gene Ontology annotation, cellular component: nucleus. Lineage: Eukaryota; Metazoa; Arthropoda; Insecta; Coleoptera; Coccinellidae.